This is a messenger RNA of Sander lucioperca (pikeperch), 6175 nucleotides long. RefSeq names its product shroom family member 2a (gene shroom2a). Gene Ontology annotation, molecular function: actin filament binding. The coding region runs from base 523 to 5556 and encodes 1677 amino acids. Gene Ontology annotation, cellular component: apical junction complex; apical plasma membrane; cortical actin cytoskeleton. Gene Ontology annotation, biological process: actin filament organization. NCBI's taxonomy places the organism in Eukaryota, Metazoa, Chordata, Actinopteri, Perciformes, Percidae. The record is from RefSeq and is a predicted model, not a curated record. The transcript is spliced from 13 exons.
AGUUAACGAGACUAAUAGCGAUUUGUUGCGUUUAACUAUGUGUCACACUCUAGAAAGGAAUUUUAAAGUCUCAGCUGUGGUGUUAAAAUAUGUUUAUCUCUCUAUGCAUGAAGUAAGUAACGUUACAACAAAUUCUCACCUUAACGUCACUUGCUAACUGACGGUAGAUGGCACGCUUGCGCUGUGUUUUGCUCCACUUGUUAUCCCUGUUGUCCAUGGAUGGAGCUAGGUUAGCUUAGCUUAUUUAAACUCUCUGACUGUGUUACUGUGUCGUUCUCGGUUUGUCUCAUGAAGUAGGAUACGGACUGAACUGCGGCGUGUAAAACAGUGGCUCUCCCAGCGUACUCCACCAAACUGUUAGCUAGCACAACGAGCGAAUGACUAAAAAGUAAUUCCUUUAAAAAUAAAACGGUUGCAAAAGAUGAAGUAUGUGUAACGUAAACCUGGGAUAUAGCUGCGUGCCACCCCGACGAAGCUGUCGUGUUCACCGGUUUAUCCAGAAGUUGAAUUCCCAGCAGUACCAUGAAUGCUGAGGGAUAUAAACAUGAUCCACACUACACACAAGCAGAGAGCCUUUGGCAUGGGAUGCAGAAGUCAGAAAAUCUGGAUCAGAGGAGCAAAGAUGGUGAUGGCUGGAAGCUGGUGGAUGCGUUUCUUUCAGGAGGAGCACCGUGGGGAUUUACACUGAGAGGGGGACUGGAGCAUCGAGAACCUCUGCUCAUAACCAAGGUUGAGGAGGGCAGCAAGGCAGCAGCUGUGAGUCUCCAGGUGGGAGACGAGCUUGUCAACAUCAACGAGAUUCCCCUGAGUGGCUACAGGCAGGAGGCAAUCUGCCUAGUCAAAGGCUCCCACAAGACCCUCAGUCUGGUGGUGAAAAGGAAUAUGAAAAUGGUGGAUAUUGUAGCUCAGAAAAUGCCCUCUGAGAAUGACGUGCAUGUGGCAAGAAGUUUUCUUACGAAGAUUUUGCGAAGUUCCAUGAGAAAGAAUCGCUUUAAAGGGCGGAAUGAACCCAUAAGCAGGCCUCACUCCUGGCACUCCACCAAGUUCAACGACAACCAAUCAGAGACUGCCAAAACACAGUCUCCACCCACGCAAGUCUGGCACACCAGAUAUGAUGCAAGCUCAUCCUCAACUGAUCUCUCCUCUGGCUGGGAGCAAACAAACCUGCGCAGAGUGUCCGACCAGUUCAGCUCUCUCGGCAGUAUGGACAGUCUAGAACAUGUCUCGCACCCGUACCCUGCCGGUCAGCUGUCACCUGCCAAGUCCAACAACAGCAUGGAGCAUCUUGGAGGAGGGAAACGAGACUCAGCCUACAGCUCCUUCUCCACCAGCUCUGGUACACCAGACUAUACCCUCUCAAAGAGCAAUGCUGCCUCGACAGAGAACAUGCUCUAUAAAGUCGGUCAGUGGGAUGCAGCAGGAAAGCACAACAAUGGCAGAAACAGCCAGAGCCUGAUUGAGGGAGUCAAACUGGACGAUAGGGUGGCAUACUUCCAGAUGCCAGGCGUUAGCUCAGGCUGCGCGGGUCAACAGACUGAGGACUCUGCCGGCUCCCGCCAUUCCACUUCAAGUAGAACCAGUUUAGGACCUGUUUGGCAUGUCCCUGAAAAAAAGAAGACUGCUUCCCCCUCUCCUCCCCCUCCCCCUCCACCUGCACGUAGUGACAGUUUUGCUGCGACAAAGGUACAUGAAAGGGGGCUCAUUAUAGCUCACCCUGAAGGACCUGAAUCCUAUGUCCCCUGUAAGACUUCCACUGAAAAUCGCCGCAGCCACAACCCAUCCCUGAAAAAUGACAGCGACGGUGUUCACACUUCAUCUGAUAAAUCGAGUCAUAACCAGUUCAGCUCAAACAAGCAGUACUCCCUGUCCAGCAGUGAUGUUCACCAAGGCCAGCCCUAUCAUCAAAGAAAUCAUAGUGACAAAAGCACUUUUUCUCAGCCCUGGGCUAUGUCCAUACCAAAGCCGCAGAACGUAGCUGGCUACUAUAGUAGCAUGCAGGAACUUCCUACUAAUGGUUCUGCACAACACUUUGGUCAGAACCAGAGAAGGAACCUAAGCACCUCGUUGUCUCCCACUGCUGCUGACCAAAACACGGACAGCAGUGGACAAAGCCGAUACUACUGUGUCACAACAUGUCAGCCCACGCAGCACAACCCUCAGCCCUUGUCAGGAAAAUCAGAGGACAGGAAGAGUAUCACAGGCGUAGACCUGGCACAAGCUGGAAAUGAGCGGAACUCUCUUAGCCCACAGACAGUCACCCAAGUGAAGUAUCAUAUGCCCCAACAGCAGCAACACUCUCUCACUCUCUCUCACUGUAAAGACAGUAAUGGAUACAGCAAGCACCAAGUUACUACUGUACUAGAAACCUCUGUACCCAAAUCCAGCUCUGAUGAUAGUGGAAGCCAGAGAGGACACAACGCACAAAAUGCGGAAGCCCAGUUCAUGAGUUAUCCUCCUAGCAGACCGUCUGAACAGCGGAGGUCUCUGCCACCACAACUUAGAGAAUUACCCCAAGACAUAAGACAUCACGGCCAAGUGAGCAACAAGAUCUGCCCCCAGAUAACCCCCAUGCUUCACUCUCUAUCCAUGGAUGCUGCAGGCCAAGAUGAGAAAACAAGAGGCCCAGACUCUGAGGAGUCCCUUGAAAGCAAGCAGUUGAGGCGCAGCGACCGUUUUGCUACCACAUUAAGGAAUGAAAUCCAGAUGAGAAGAGCUAGGCUGCAGAAAAGUAUGAGUGCAGCUACCCUUCCUGUUACUGAGGGUGAGACUGAAGAUGAUCAGGAUGUCUGGAAGUCCACUGAAAGCACCACCCCGACCUCUGCAGGGGGCUCCUUCACCAAUUCCUACAAGGACAAUCUGAAGGAAGCACAAGCAAGGGUGCUCAGGGCUACGUCUUUCAGGAGAAAAGACCUGGAGCCUGUCCUACUGGAGCACCCUGCAGCUGAGGCCUUACCUAACUACCCAUCCUCAGCGUUGGCCCGGAAAGAUGUCACCCCUCUGCCAACAGUCUCAGAGUCUGUAAUGAGUAAGUCGGGUCCUGGCAGUGGUCAGGUAACUCGCAUUGGUGGCCGUAAGCGUUUUCCUACAGAAAAGAAGGUAAGGUGUUUCUCUGAACCAGACAAAAUCCACCAAGUUGGGGUUAAGGAAGAUCUCCCUCGCAAUGGAAGCUCCUCACUAGACCAACAGAAGCUCCUUAAAGAAAGUGGGAAACCUGUUUUCCCCAAUCACAUUCCCCCUCCAUGUUAUACAGAGACCAAGGCCCUAAGUCUUUCCUCCACCAGUGAAACUGAGAUCACAAUGAAAAGCAUCAGGAGCAGAGAGUACACUGAAGAGGUCCAGGGAGGUCCUUACUCUGCACACAAGCAGUUCGUCUUAGACCAGCAAAGACUGGGCACCUUUGCUGAGUAUGAGGCAAGGUGGAAUAUAGAGAAACCCCCAUCAGAAACAAGAGCCUCCGGUCGGUACCGGUCAGCUGAUAACAUCCUGGAUCCGGGACCAGAGGAGAGAACCAAAACCACCUGUUUCCACGAGAGAUCCCGAUCAUCUCCUUCAACUGACAUCUAUGGACAGAAGAUUCAAGUUCCUGCAAGAAAGUCAGAGACGGAAUAUUCCCAGACGGAGAUUAAACCAGCUGAACUGCUCAACACUGCCACAGUGUUCUCUGACAGAGGGCCGGGUGACUGUAAAGCGAGAGAAAAGCCUGUGGAGUUUGAACAUUACUCAGCGCCACCUACUCCACCCAUGCACCCAGGAACCAACCCUGACUGCAGACACAGAGCUGCUCCUGCCACCGUGAACCACAGACCCACGUCUAUCUCCCAUAGUCUCCCAGAGUCUGGCCUCCCUCAGCCUGAGGAGCGAAGCCACACAGAGCCGCCACCGUCUGGGCCGAGGAGGAAGCCCUCUGCGCUGGAGAAACCUCCCCCACCCAAAUGCCCAGAGGUCGACUCCCAUGAGUCCUUCGCCGGUUCCCAGAGUGAAAUCUUCACCCACUGCUCUCCUACCACUGACCCGAACUCCGCCUUUGUCCCCACCCACUCUGCAAAGGGACAUUCUGAGCAGGGCAAAGGACUUGUGGACAAAGGACAAGGGGCAGGACAUCAUCUAUCAACAUCCAAUCCUCAGCCUGCCUCCUCUCCCCCGGCUUCCUCCUACAGACCUUCAGGGCUGGACACUAUGGAGGGACCGCGCUCUCCAUCUCCACAGUUUUCCCCACAGAGACUCAGUGACAAGCCUCCGGUCUCUCUACAGGAUGAAGACUCAAACAGUAUGGAGCACGUGAUAGAAAACCAACAUUCUGCAGUGAAGAAAGUGCCCAUCAGGAUAAUCCACUCAGAGGAAGUCACAGAGAAGGAGAAGUGUCCAUAUUUGCAGCACAGUGACCCCCCUGCUGUUGAAGCUGAGGGUCCUGGUGUAACCCUGCUCGGCAGUCUGGGAGCUGCAGGGCAGGACUCAGUCUUCUGUGCAUUCACUCGGCAGAGGGAGCCCGACAGCACUCCGGCCGCUCAGACAGACCCAGAGCCUCAGAGAGACGCGUACAUGACCACUGUUGGAGACCACAUCAACUCUAAGAGUCAGCAGCCACCACAGCCCACAGACGAGCCCUGCAGCAACGGGGCGACAGUAACCACGGGGCUGUCGGAGGAUCAGAAGAGAGAGGAGCUGGCCAGGGACAUCAUGGGCAAGGAUAAAUCACUAGCUGAUAUUCUGGACCAGAGCAAGAUGAAGACCACCAUGGACCUGAUGGAGGGUAUCUUCCCUCAGGGGGAGCAGCUGUUGGAAGGAGCUCACCAGCGCAGGAAGAUGCCCCUGAAACAUCCAGCCAGCCGGCCUGCUGAGGACAGGGAAAAGGAGGACAGCAUGGCAGCAGCUGUCACCAUGGUGACCAGCUCGACAUAUUACAGCACAUCUGCUCCCAAAGCUGAGCUCCUUAUUAAGAUGAAGGACAUGCAGGAGCAGGAGGAGGAAGACUCUGAAGACGAACUGGACAUUGAUCUGGCCAACAAGAAGCAAGAGCUGAUCGACAGCCUGAGCAAGAAGCUCCAGGUGUUGCGCGAGGCCCGGGAGAGUCUUCAGGAGGACGUCCUGGACAACAACGCUCUGGGAGAAGAGGUGGAGGCCCGAGUCCAGCAGGUCUGCAAACCCAACGAGCUGGACAAGUUCCGGAUGUUUGUCGGGGACCUGGACAAGGUGGUGAGCCUGCUGCUGUCCCUGUCGGGCCGCCUGGCCCGAGUGGAGAACGCCCUCAACAGUCUGGAGGAGGACGCUACUGCUGGGGAGAGGCGUACGUUGAUGGAGAAGAGGAAGCUGUUGAUACGACAGCAUGAGGAUGCCAAGGAGCUAAAGGAGAACCUGGACCGUCGGGAACGCCUGGUUUAUGACAUCCUGGCCCACCACCUGCCUGAGGACAGCCUCACAGACUACGAGCACUUUGUCAAGAUGAAGUCUGCGCUCAUCAUCGAGCAGCGCAAGCUGGAGGAUAAAAUCAAACUGGGCGAGGAGCAGCUCAAGUGUCUGACGGACAGUCUGCCGAUAGAGCAGAGGCUGACCUUGUGAAGAAGCUGGACACUUAGCCCAAACUGUCAUGAGAAAGAUUUGUUGCUCCAAGUUGCAGUUGAGCCCCGUGUCCAACAGAGGGAGACAGAGAUGAGGAAUCUGCAGAGACAAACGGCCUCCCUACGUCACAUCUUUCUCAACUCAACUGCUAUAACACCACUCGGACUGACAGCAUCCACAAGUCACUCCCUUUGUGAAAGAUGCUUCAACCAACCACUGUUUCUAAUGUCUUUCAUGACAUUUUCUUGCUUUGUUUUUAUUUUCAUGGUUUUUUUUUUUAGUAAUUUAUUGUAGCCUUUUGAAUCUGCACAGGAGGGGCAGUAUUUUAUCUUCAGCUGAUUUGAGCAGCCAUGCUACCUGAUGUGUGUUACACGCUGAGCAACUAGGAGUAUUUAUCAUGCUUAAAUAAUUUCACACCCCGAAACCCUUUUCACUCAACCCAUCAAAUCUGGCCCAAUAUUUCACUAAACACAGGUUUUGAAACUAGUGGCCUUUUACUAAGAUUUUUGUGCCCUGGCUUUUUUCUCACUGGAGAACCUUUUCUUCUGGAGAGAGAGAGAGAGAGAGAGAGAGAGAGAGAGAGAGAGAGAGAGAGAGAGAGAGAGAGAGAGAGAGAGAG